This is a messenger RNA of Mya arenaria, 510 nucleotides long. RefSeq names its product TATA-binding protein-associated factor 2N-like. Bases 1 to 510 code for a protein of 169 amino acids. The record is from RefSeq and is a predicted model, not a curated record. NCBI's taxonomy places the organism in Eukaryota, Metazoa, Mollusca, Bivalvia, Myida, Myidae. The transcript has 2 exons.
AUGGGUGGUCUCGGUAUGGCGUUCGGUGGAGGCGGAAUGUACGGUGGUCCGAUGGGCGGAUGGGGUGGAGGUGGCGGAUGGGGCGGGGAUAUGGGCUUCAACGACAACAUGGGCGGUGGCUGGGGCGGUGACAUGGGUGGUGGAUGGGGCGGUGACAAUAUGGGUGGAGGAUGGCACGGGUUCCCGCUAGGUGGAGAUUUCGGCGAUUAUGCAAUGAUGGGGAUGAUGGGUGGUUUCGGGAUGCCGUUCGGGGGCGGCGGGAUGUUCGGCGGACCGAUGGGCGGAUGGGGCGGCGGAUGGGGCGGCGGAUGGGGCGGCGGUUGGGGCGGCGAUAUGGGCUACAACGACAACAUGGGUAACAGAUUCGGUGGGGAUAAUAUGGGCGGUGGCUGGGGCGGUGACAUGGGUGGUCGAAUGGGCGGUGACAAUAUGGGUGGUCGAAUGGGCGGUGACAAUAUGGGUGGUGGAUGGGGUGGGGAUAACAUGGGUGGAAAUGCUCAGAUGAACUGA